Nipponia nippon (crested ibis) is the source of this 1023-nucleotide messenger RNA. NCBI's taxonomy places the organism in Eukaryota, Metazoa, Chordata, Aves, Pelecaniformes, Threskiornithidae. The record is from RefSeq and is a predicted model, not a curated record.
AUGUUCCAGACCUUGUACAGCUAUUUUUGGUGGGAACGGCUCUGGCUGCCGGAGAAUGUCACCUGGGCCGACCUGGAGGACCGGGAUGGGCGGGUCUAUGCCAAAGCCUCUGAUCUCUACAUCACCCUCCCCUUGGCCUUCCUCUUCCUCGUCGUCCGGCACCUCUUUGAGACGUAUGUGGCCACCCCACUGGCCGGGCUACUGAACGUCAAGGAGAAGAUCAGGUUAAAAGCCACCCCCAAUGCCGUGCUGGAGAAGUUUUAUGCUGCCACCACCAAACACCCCAAGCAGGCCGACGUGGAGAUGCUCUCAAAGAAGAGCGGCUGCACGGUGCGGCAGGGGGGGGGGCGGCUUUGCCCCAAACCCUGGUUCUACGACCUCCGGGAGGUGUGGAAGGGAUACCCCAUCCAGAGCAUGCUGCCCUCCCAGUACUGGUACUACAUGAUCGAGCUCUCCUUCUAUUGGUCCCUGCUCUUCAGCAUCGCCUCCGACGUCAAGCGCAAGGACUUCAAGGAGCAAAUCAUCCACCACGUCGCCACCAUCAUCCUCAUCAGCUUCUCCUGGUUCGCCAACUACAUCCGUGCAGGGACGCUCAUCAUGGCCCUGCACGACUCGUCGGACUAUCUGCUGGAGUCUGCCAAGAUGUUCAACUACGCCGGCUGGAGAAACACCUGCAACAACAUCUUCAUCGUCUUCGCCGCCGUCUUCAUCAUCACCCGCCUGGUCAUCCUGCCCUUUUGGAUCAUGCACUGCACGGUGGUUUAUCCGCUGGAUCUCUACCCUGCCUUCUUCGGCUACUACUUCUUCAACUUCAUGAUGGUGGUGCUGCAGUCGCUGCACAUCUUCUGGGCCUACCUCAUCAUCCGCAUGGCCCAGAAGUUCAUAACUGGAAAGGUGGUGGAGGACGAGAGGAGCGACCGUGAAGAGACGGACAACUCGGAGGAGGAGGAGGAGGCGGCGAAGAACGGGCCCCUCUCCAAUGGCCACCCCGUCCUCAACAACAACCAUCGCAAAACCGACUGA